Molecule: messenger RNA, 2698 nt
Organism: Drosophila ficusphila
Lineage: Eukaryota; Metazoa; Arthropoda; Insecta; Diptera; Drosophilidae
Gene: Traf6
Product: TNF receptor-associated factor 6
Exons: 1
Coding region: 109-1539 (476 amino acids)
Biological process (GO): positive regulation of JNK cascade; regulation of canonical NF-kappaB signal transduction; tumor necrosis factor-mediated signaling pathway
Cellular component (GO): plasma membrane signaling receptor complex
Molecular function (GO): ubiquitin-protein transferase activity; metal ion binding; tumor necrosis factor receptor binding
Source: RefSeq, a predicted model, not a curated record
CCGACGGCCCCACAGCUGUUUCGCGGAGUCAUGAGCACAAACCACUUUUUAUAAUCAAAUUAGUGGAUUUAAAACGAUAGCUAUCCUUUGGCCAGAGGAGCAGCCAAGAUGCAGCGAGUCCAGACGGACCAGAAGCCAGCCAGGGCGCACUCUCACCCACAUGCGCAUCCGCAUUCGCAUAAUUUGCAGCACUCGGAGGAGAAAGAGCACAAUAGCAAUGAGACGACGACCACAUCGAACGCUCGGAUUGCGGGGAGUAGUAGUGCCACGCCCGUAGGGGCAGCGGGCGGUGGAGCGAGUGGAGCCCCCACACCUCCCAAAAGUUUGGCCCUCAAUCAGAACCAUCACUAUGCCCCCGGUUCGGAUACAUCCGGGGAACAGGAGGAGGAGCUGCUGGAUUCGCGCUAUGAGUGCGCCAUCUGCAUCGAUUGGCUAAACGAACCGGUGCUGACCUCCUGCGGUCAUCGCUUUUGCCGCAGCUGCCUCACCGCCUGGAUGCAGAAGAACAACCAGUGCUGUCCGAUGGACAACAAGCGCCUGUCCGCCGAGCACGACAUAUUUCCAGACAACUAUACACGUCGCGAGAUUGAGCAGCUGAAGCGCGAUUGCCCCAACUCCUCGCUGGGCUGUUCGGUGGUGGCCUCGCCCAUUGAGCUGCACCGCCAUCUGCCCAGUUGUCCGUAUCGAAGACAGCAGGAACCGCAGGAGGAGAAGUGCCCGUUUGCCAAGAUCAAGUGUGACUUUGUCGGUCGUCCAGAGACGAAUCAAUUGGAGGAGCACCUGAAGGCCGACAUGCCGCACCACAUGCAGCUCAUGUUGCAGGCCUUCCAGCAGACGGCCAUUGCCACCUGGCAGCCGCACAAGCCGAGCACAAGUGGCAGCGCCACGGAGAACGGACAUGGACAGCAGCAGUCGCAGCAAUUGCCGCCACCGCCGCAGUAUGCCAAUGGCGUUGAUGAGCAGAUCGUGCAGACCAUGUACCAGAGGAUUGUGGUGCUGGAGCAGCGAACCCGCGAACAGGAAACCCGACUGGAGAACCUACAGAAGCAGCUGCGAGUGGCUCGCCAUCAGGCGCCCGUGGAUCCGCGCUACAGCAACGGCACGAUUGUGUGGCGCAUCGAACAACUUGGCGCCUUGGUGGCCCGCCUGCGGGCCAAUGCCAACAACCAGGUGUACUCGCACGAGUGCUACACCGCGCCGCAUGGCUACAAGUUCUGUGCGCGGCUGAACAUACAGCCGCGGAAGCCGCAUGUGCUCAGUUUGCAUGUGCAUCUGAUGCAGUCGGAGAACGACUACCACUUGGACUGGCCCUUCAAGGGACGCAUCAAGCUGUGCAUGGUCCACCCGACUGAUGCCACUCUGUCGCAGCACGACACCAUCAUGACCAAGCCGGAGAUAAUGGCCUUCCAUCAGCCGCGCGAGGCGAUCAGCACGCGGGGCUUCGGCUUCCUCGAGUACGCCAACAUAUCGGACAUCAUUCAGCUGGGAUUCUGUGCCGACGAUCGGCUGCUUAUCAAGAUCGAAAUCAAUAUUGUCUGAGCUGGGAAUAAGGCAAGUGGAAGUCUUCCGAUUACGCUACGUUUACACAAAAGGUGGAUCGAAUCAUAGGGCCCCAAGGUAAUCAGUGCAACUAAAAAAGACAACCAAUAGUUAGUCAGAAAAGAGAGUAACAAAACAUCGCAUGCUUAGACAUUCCCGCCAAUAUUUUCACGCCUUAACUUAUGUUUGACUCCCUGAAAUUAAGUAAAUAGCGAAGAUAACCCAGAUAAUUCCUUCUCAGUAGAGUAUCAUCUAAUAUUUGACCUAUUAUCCUCAGAGCAUAACAAUUUGACCUAUUAUUCUGUUUAAAAUUAGUCGAUCCACUUUAGUGAACACGUACGCCAACGUAAAAUAUGCAAUAACCAAUAGCCGACACAUAUAUAUUUUAUAUAGAACUAUAUAUAUGGUAUACAAGCGACCGCUAAAUAGUCAACGUCAAGCAGGCAUCACAUUGAGCAAUUUUGAUGAUAAUCAAGUACUAAUCGAUAUUAUCUAUCCUAGAACUACUUCUUAUUCCUCAUUUAAACUACUAGUUCACUUAUGCAUUCCUUAGCAAUUAAAUGUCGUUACAGAUCGCGCAAAAGGUUGGGGAAACUAGGUCUAUAAUUAGAGAUUGCAAUCUGACUCGGAUUUCCCCGUGAUCGCUUAUCAAUGCAUUUGAAUACCUAAUUAAUCUUAGUUCUCAAAACAGUCCCUUCAAUUUGAUUGAAUUUACAACUAUUAACUGAGUACGUCCAUUCGACAGAAAUGUCGUUCUAUUUUUUUUAUGGCUAGGUUUACUUAAUAUUCCAUUUACGUUUAUGAUAAGUUAAAACUCUUUAGUUAAACGUCUGAAAAAGCUAAAAAUGUACCUUUAUUUAAAAGACAACGAAGGAGCCAGAAAAUAUUUCUUCAUUUUCAACGUAAAUGCCUCCGUUUAUCAACUCCAAAAAUGAUUAGUUUGGAAAAAGACAAGGCUGUAUGUAUUAUUUUUAACCCAAUAUUUUAUAGUAGACCAUAACGAUACAUACUAUAUAUACUUAGAGCUAAGAAUCUCGGGUAGAACGCACACGGCGGCAGAGAUUAGGGCCAGUUUCAACUGGGUUGUGAUCGCUGGCUGGAUGGAUGAACCCCUCGCCAAUUAGGGAACCCCAAUAAAGGACACUUUUGUACCGCCAAA